AUCAACGGGGCAAAGUUCAAAUUUAUUCAAUCGUAAUCUAAUCGUUGAAGUUAACGGAGAAUUAUUAACCUAGGAAGGAUAAUUAAUCAACGACUCGAAGACUGAAAUCUUUAAAAUGGUGAUACUGCACGACGAUGAAUAUUACAGGAAAAGAAUGCCGCAGCCUGAUUUAGGACCUCUCCGCAAUUUUACACGAUUCAUUUGGAACAGAGAUACCAAAGCGUUUUUAGACAGAACCGCUGCGGAAUGGGGACAAUUGGGGCUGUUUUAUCUGUGCUUCUUCGCGGUGCUGGGGUCGAUAUUCGCAGCGCAAAUGAAGAUAAGCAUCGAUUACGCUUCCCGUUUAGACAGACCGUUCUUUCAGUACCCUGGCGUACAGAAUUCCUUGAGGACCAAUUUACGAGUUGUUCGUAGGACUUUCGGUAGCCCGGGCAUAGUGUUUAAACCGAGCAGCGUGUCAGCAGUAUCACCAAUUAUUUUCGUAAGCAAUUCAACUAAUAACACAAAGCCAGAAAGAUACGUCGACGUACUAACAGGAUUGUUAGAAGAAUAUAAUAAGAGUGUGUCAGACUACGAUUCGAACUGCUUCAACGAGCAGUAUAAAUCAGACGAUAAUAAGAAGCCUUGUUUCUUCGACGUAACGACUCUUGGUAAAUGUAGUAAACCGCCGUACGGCUAUACGAAACCUAUGCAACCCUGUGUCCUGAUUAAAUUCAAUAAGAGAUUCGAUUGGGUGCCCGAAUAUUAUAAUUCGACUUCGCAUUUACCCGAAGCGAUGCCUGACUGGUUAAAAGAAAUCGUGAAGGAGUCAUCGAAGGUUCAUAAAGUUUGGUUGUCGUGCGACGGGGCUAAUAACGUGGACAGGGAGCACAUCGGCGAAAUAGAAUACAUCCCCGAUCCCGGGUUUCCAGUCCAAUACUUCCCAUUCACCGGGAAAUCCAAUUAUUUGUCUCCGAUCGUAGCGUUGGAAUUUAAAAAUUUGACGCCGAACAGAUUAGUGACGGUGGAGUGUGAUCUGUGGGCUUCGAACAUCAAUCAACGAUCUGGUUAUUCGUUAGACUUUCAGAUAAUGAUAGGUAACAGUUUAAUACUGAAGACUCUGGAGGAAUGA
Molecule: messenger RNA, 1111 nt
Organism: Ceratina calcarata
Lineage: Eukaryota; Metazoa; Arthropoda; Insecta; Hymenoptera; Apidae
Product: sodium/potassium-transporting ATPase subunit beta-like
Exons: 7
Coding region: 116-1111 (331 amino acids)
Biological process (GO): sodium ion export across plasma membrane; intracellular sodium ion homeostasis; intracellular potassium ion homeostasis
Cellular component (GO): sodium:potassium-exchanging ATPase complex
Molecular function (GO): ATPase activator activity
Source: RefSeq, a predicted model, not a curated record